AUGUCUUGCAAUAUCAACAACAUACGUGACGCCUUCAAUGCGCUCAGAGCUUUUCGCUGGAAGCUCGUGGAGGUAGAUCGGUUCCAAGAGUGGAUCUACUCGCAGUGGCAAUCCAUGCCAGAAGAGCUUGGUCAUAUCCAGUGUGAUAUUCUAGCGGCCGGGGCCAUCAAGCGAUUCCGCAUGCUGCAAGGCUUGGACAUCAGCCGGUUUGCCUGGGCGCAUAUCGACGCCGUUCGACGCUGUGUACAGCACAUCGUUGACCAAGGCCUAGAUUUGGUGGCCGCUUGGGAGGACUAUCGCUGUGACUGUCUUGAUGAUCUCGUCGCUGAACGCAAGAAGGAGGAAUCAACUUCCAAGGAUGAAGCACACGCCGAGAUGUCCCACGAUGACAGUGAAUAUGAGGAUUCACAAAGUUCUUCGGAGGAGGAAGAGAUGUACGGAUGCGACUCUUGUGAGUUUGAGACACGUCGACUCAGAUUUCUCUAUGAGCACAAGCUUCGCGCUCACACAGUCAAUGAUGAUGCAGAGGAUCAUCUUCACGGCAUCAUGCGUCUUGUCAAUGGUCAUUCUAGCCUACCUAUCAAGGGCAACAUGGCCCGGGACUACGACUUUGAUGAUGGCGAAUGGCCCGACCACAUUGAUUUCAUCAGCGACAUCCCAGAUGACUUCGAGAAACUUCAAGAUCAUGUGGCCAAGGCAUUCUCCAGAGAAAACUUCCUGCGAGGCAUGGCUCGUGACCUGGACGAGAGACGAAGCGCGGGUGAAGAUGUGGACCCGCGGGUUAACAGAAACCUUUCCAGGUGCAUAAUGCUCGCGGAGAUGAACAACAUGAAACUCACGAUAACGCUCAAGAGACGGGAGCAUGGUGAGCUGAUCAGGAAAGAGAACUCCUCCAAGAUCUUCGCAUCUCGGCUAGGCGACGAUGCGCAAUUGGAUCUGUCGAGGGAGAAUGAGAGACGUGCAAGCGGCAGAUACGGCAUGCACCCGCUUUCCGUCCCAAGAGAGCUCGACGAACUGGUGGCGAAGCUGGGUGAGACCCAAUCCUGUGUCGAGACCCUGCAGCUCGGUUUGAACGGCUUACACGGCACUGACAAGGCUUCCCGGAGAACUGGGGCCAAGAUCCAGCUAAACCAUGCUCGACUGCAUCUGAAGCUUCUGACCAAGGUCUACGAGGGCGAGGCUACCCGCGACAUACUGGACAAGAUGAACGAGGCCUGGGCCUGCCCCGGGUCCAAGGCCAUGUUCGCUGAACCAUUGGCCUUACCUGCCGUGGGAGGUGAUCGUCUGGACUGGCGGUGCUUGGGCCACGUCGACCAAGCUCGGUUCAUCGCAACGAUGCCGAAGUGCCUACCAUCUCAGCAUCUGAAGAAUUACCCUGGCUAUCUUGACCUCGUGGGGGACUCGAUGAAAGCCAGCCCCAAUUUCUUGGUGGCGAGACUCCUCAGAAGUCUCGUCAUCCCGAAGCGACCUGUGUUGGACUGGGAGACCAUGGACGAUGCGCGCAAAGCAGAGGCCGUCCGAACACUGGACAUUGGCAAUGUUGGUGGAUACCCACAGUGGCUUCGGUACCUCGAGCUUGUCGUAGCUCCAGUCGCUGGAGGAGGUGGAAAGCGGAGUCGCGAGGCAAGCACGCCGAAAGAAGAUGGACAAGAUGGCAGAGCGGAGGAUGAGGAUGGAGCGAGCCGUGUCCGCGGCAAGAAGAGACGUCGAUUCGAGGCCGGCUUUGUCUGA
Molecule: messenger RNA, 1731 nt
Organism: Neoarthrinium moseri
Lineage: Eukaryota; Fungi; Ascomycota; Sordariomycetes; Amphisphaeriales; Apiosporaceae
Exons: 2
Coding region: 1-1731 (576 amino acids)
Source: RefSeq, a predicted model, not a curated record